Messenger RNA from Vanrija pseudolonga, 501 nucleotides. RefSeq lists its product as uncharacterized. The record is from RefSeq and is a predicted model, not a curated record. NCBI's taxonomy places the organism in Eukaryota, Fungi, Basidiomycota, Tremellomycetes, Trichosporonales, Trichosporonaceae. The transcript is spliced from 4 exons. Gene Ontology annotation, cellular component: membrane. Bases 1 to 501 code for a protein of 166 amino acids.
AUGAUCAUUAGACUGUGGAGUAACAGGUUACCCGCGCUCCUCGUGCUCCUAUCGCUCCUGGUGGCCUGUGUGCAGGCCUCGGCGUCUUCAGCACCCGCGGCGAUCUACGCGCGGUCUCCGCAAGCGACAAAAGGCAAGCCGAGCUACGUCCCGCGCCCGGCGUCGGAUCUCGUGUGCAGGCCGCUGGGCGAGUGCGAGCCAUGUCCCGCGGACGAGCUCAAUGAACCCUUCUGCAAGCCCUUUGGAAACCGCCGAGUCCUGCACUGUAUCCCUGCGAAUGCGAGCGAGGAGAAGAACCCCAUCGAGCUGCCUGCGUGGGAGGCAUGCGGCAAGGUCAUCAAGAAGGAGCAGCGCAGCUUCUACGAGUUUGUGACGGCCAACCUCCUCCUUCUCAUUGUCUGCCUCACAAUCUACGGCGUGCGAACGUCGACGCUCGCAGCCCAGCAGUACCGGCAACUCGCCGCGCGAAUCGGCAUCCCCAGCGGCAGAUGGGAGGUGUGA